Messenger RNA from Magnolia sinica, 1350 nucleotides. RefSeq lists its product as uncharacterized. The transcript has 4 exons. Gene Ontology annotation, molecular function: protein binding. Lineage: Eukaryota; Viridiplantae; Streptophyta; Magnoliopsida; Magnoliales; Magnoliaceae. The record is from RefSeq and is a predicted model, not a curated record. The coding region runs from base 134 to 607 and encodes 157 amino acids.
AAACCUGCUUUCAAGAUCCAAAGAACCCAAAUCCGUCCCUAUCUUUAUCAUGAAAACUAGAUAUUUACCCCCGAAAAAAAGAUAAAACAGACCCACUUCUCUUCUUUAUCUGUCAUCACCCAUACACAUACAUAUGCACCUCUGUUUUAUGGGAAAAUCAGUUCCAUCUCCAACCAAACUCCAGAAUUUCAUCAGGCUCACCUCAGAAAGACUCAACUCCCCCAAAUCCCAGAAGCCCAGAUCCAAAAUCCAGUAUCCUCCCCAAUUCAGUAAGCCGUUGGACAGUUCCGAUCGGACGGCUAAGAAGAUGGAUUGCUCGGAAAGGCGGGACCGGCGGGCCCCAUUGGCCGACGUAGUGUCCGACUGCGUAAAGCGGUGGUUCCAAGACACACUGAAGGAGGCAAAGGCCGGCGAUAGCGGGAUGCAGGUCUUGGUGGGCCAGAUGUAUUACAGUGGGUACGGAGUCGCUAGAGAUGUGCAGAAGGGAAAGGCUUGGAUUACCAAAGCUUCAAAGAGUAGAUCAUCGGUUUGGAAGGUCAGCGACAAGCACCCAGGUUACAAUGCAAGUGAUUCUGAUUCAGAUGAGUCAAAGGGCGAUUUGAAAUAAAGAUCAAUAAGAUGCGUUUGAUUUAAGUGGAAGAGUCUAGGAUUUGAUUCAUAUGAUUAAGGGGUGCUCUUCAAUUGUACCGGUGCCACUGUAAUGUUAUGGAUGUGCUGGCCAGGUGCAGGACCUGAGUGAUGUAUUUACACCAUCCAACUCAUGCAUCAGAUGCGUCACCGCAUAAAGUCCCCAAGGGCAAUACUCAUCCCAAUCCAAAACUGAAGUGGGCUACAGCAAAGGAAACAAGCUAAGAGGGAACGCCCACCCUUCAAUUUCACAGGGGCAGCCUGUUUUUUGGCCUGACCCUUCAUCUGGCACUAGCAUAGAUGAAUGGCCUGAAAGGGACUGGAUUCUAUGCAUACAACACGGUAGGCCUCCCUCUCUAAGCAAUAGUGGGCAUUACCUCUCAACAUGCUCCAUGUGCUAUGGCUCACCUGAUUUCUGAAUCAGGUUGAUGUUUGGGAGCUGGAGGUGUUUUUAAGUGCCGCGUCUGAUGGACGGGUUGGAUUCCAUGAACACAUCACUGGGCCCCACAUCUGGUCAGUACUAAUGUUACGUUAUGGUGGCACCUGUACCCAUUGAGCGUGUCCCUUCGAUGAAAUUGGAGAUCCAGUCCAACUGCUCUCCUACUUUCUUCACUGGGCAUUUGGAUGUGUACGAGUCUUAUAGAUAAAAUAUUAUAAUGAUAAAGAUGGUGUACAAAAGCCACUAAAAUCUGACUACUGACUUCUGUCCAGAACUUUUACAGA